UGAAUGUACGCUGUCUGGUGGGCUUGUACGGAUCUACCCGGGAGGAUGGGUUGGAUGAAGCAUUCAGUGCGCUUUUGGACCAGGAGCGGGACGAUGGAGUUGAUGAUGGAAUUUUGAACUAUACUUUGGGAGCCGAGGACAUCGAUCGCGUGCAAUUUUUGGUCGGUUCACAAUCGUUAAAGCAAAGCGGAAGUCAGGUCACUCUGGUCACUUUGAUCGAGUCGAAUAGUGUGCAUCCAACCCACCUCGCCAAACAGACCUUCGCCCAUCCAGACGGUGAGGUGGUUAGUUUGACUACAUUACCUGCUCAACCGGAUUGGUUUGUGACCACUUUCUCCCAUUGUAAGUUUUUUUUCUAA
Molecule: messenger RNA, 359 nt
Organism: Echinostoma caproni
Lineage: Eukaryota; Metazoa; Platyhelminthes; Trematoda; Plagiorchiida; Echinostomatidae
Source: the annotation of a GenBank genome assembly